This is a messenger RNA of Sinocyclocheilus rhinocerous, 787 nucleotides long. Its product is annotated as soluble calcium-activated nucleotidase 1-like. Gene Ontology annotation, molecular function: GDP phosphatase activity; calcium ion binding; UDP phosphatase activity. Gene Ontology annotation, biological process: proteoglycan biosynthetic process. NCBI's taxonomy places the organism in Eukaryota, Metazoa, Chordata, Actinopteri, Cypriniformes, Cyprinidae. The transcript has 2 exons. The record is from RefSeq and is a predicted model, not a curated record. The coding region runs from base 99 to 515 and encodes 138 amino acids.
CCUAUAUGUUGGGGGUUUGGGGAAGGAGUGGACCACCACCAACGGAGAAGUGCUGAAUGACAAUCCUGAGUGGGUAAAAGUGGUGGGAUUCCACGGAGAUGUACAAGCACCAGAACUGGGUUCCUAAGUAUAACGCUCUCCGCAGCGCUGCAGGCAUCAGCCCACCUGGGUACCUCAUACACGAGUCUGCAGCUUGGAGCGACACAUUACAACGCUGGUUCUUCCUGCCACGACGUGCUAGCAGCGAGCGAUAUGAUGAGACAGCAGAUGAGCGGCGGGGCACCAAUCUAAUGCUCAGCUGCUCGCCAGACUUCCAGGACAUUAAAGUGAGAAACGUUGGGCCCCUGAACCCUAUGCAUGGCUUUUCAUCCUUUAAGUUUGUCCCCGACACAGAUGAUCAGAUUAUUGUUGCUCUAAAGUCUGAGGAGGAUGCAGGAAAAAAAUUGUCACUUACAUUGUGGCGUUCACCCUGGACGGCCGAAUCCUGCUUCCUGAAACUAAGAUUGGCGACGUGAAGUAUGAGGGACUUGAAUUAAUUUAGUGUCAAAGGGAUUGUAUGAAGGUAAAUACAUGCCAAGGACUAGUAAAUACCUUCUUCUAGAUGAUGUACAUCUAGAUGUGGACAUUGAGGUGUCUUUAUGUUGAAAUAGUUGAAUGAUGUUCAAAUAAUGCCAACUGGCUAUUGGCAGCCAUUGCCUAAAAUGUGGCUGUGGUUCUAGAGAGUAAAGAAACUAGUACAUGUUAAACCUUUAUUUUGAGAGACUUAUCAGAGCCUUCAUCAAAAAAA